AUGUCGUUGCCCAAAAGGAUCAAUGCCAAGGCGCGCGUGGCAAACUGCCAGGUCAUUGUGGCGGGUCCGGCAGCCACCGGCAAGACCUGCUUGAUUGAAAGAUUCGUGAACAACGUCUUCGCUGCGGACGACGCCACCCACGGACCAACUUUGGGCUGCGACUGUUUGCAGAAGGCCGUCUUUAUCGACGACACUGAGGUGCACCUGUUCCUAUACGACACUGCAGGGCAAGAGCGAUUUGCAGAUAUGGCCGCCAGCUACUACCGCGUGGGGGAGGUGUGCUUGCUUUGCUUCGAUAUGUCUGAUGUGUCAACCUUUGACCGGACGCAGUUCUGGAAGAAGAAGGUUUCUGACCACAACCCGAAGUGCUUGUUCAUCUUGGUUGGCACCAAAGAGGAUCUGCUCUCAGAGGAGACUUGCGCCCCUUUUUUGGAGCGUUGGCUCCGGUCUUUCGGUCUUUCCCCACUUGUCCUGGUUUGA
This is a messenger RNA of Cladocopium goreaui, 480 nucleotides long. The record is from the annotation of a GenBank genome assembly. Lineage: Eukaryota; Dinophyceae; Suessiales; Symbiodiniaceae.